Molecule: messenger RNA, 2021 nt
Organism: Gasterosteus aculeatus aculeatus (three-spined stickleback)
Lineage: Eukaryota; Metazoa; Chordata; Actinopteri; Perciformes; Gasterosteidae
Product: sterile alpha motif domain-containing protein 12
Biological process (GO): cell surface receptor protein tyrosine kinase signaling pathway
Cellular component (GO): cytoplasmic side of plasma membrane
Molecular function (GO): protein binding
Source: RefSeq, a predicted model, not a curated record
GUGGUCGAGCGCGCGCCCGCUCGGUGGGCGGAGCCGGGAAGCGGAAGGUGUUACAUUUCCCACAGGUACAGGACCGCAGAGUGAUGGUCCUCUCCAAGCGAGUGUCAUUGUGGUCGGUGGAAGAAGUGCUGGAGUGGGUGCAGGACCAGCACCCAAACCACUUGGGCACGCUCCAUAAAGCCAUAAUAAAACACGCCAUAUCAGGCCGCGCAUUGUUGAGAUUAAAGGAUCAUCACCUGGAGCUGCUCGGGUUGGAGGGCAAAGAGAAGCAGCAGGAAAUCUGGCAGGACCUCCUCCUCCUCAGAGUUCAAGAGGAAAUCGAUGAACUCAAUGACAUCUGCUCUGAGUGUUUUUCUUCAUAGCUGGAGAUGAAAUGCGGCUUCCUUUUUCAUUUCCCAUCCAUUGAUUGGUCCAUGUGAAGGAGGGAGAAAAGAUGGAGUGAUGGAAACAUAAGUGAACGAGAAAGAAGAAUCAAUGAAGAGAAAAAGAAACCCAUUUCCUUUGUGAAAUCUGACCUGUGCAGAUGGAUGAGAUUCGUCUUUGUCUGAGGCCUGCUGUCCAUUAGUCUCCGUCUUCUAUCUGCCGUGCGUUUGCACCCUGUCACUGUAUCAAUGUUUUCACCUAUACGUUGGUCAAACCACUAUAGUCAAGACUUGUUUGCGUAUCGCAACGGCAACUUUAAUAAUUGUAAUAGACCUUCACGUCCCCCUCGGGGUGUCUUUUAAAUAGUUGAUUUUUACUUUAGCGCCACAAUUUAGUCAAAAAUGUAAUUUGUAUUGACCAAAUACCUGCAAAACUAGCGACAGGCUUCGCUGCACGUCAGUGAUGGUGAGCACUAAUAGGCCCAUCUCACAGCGGCCGAUUUGACAUGUAAUUGCAGGGUAAACAUAUGUGUAAUUAAUAACACUAAUUAUGGCCCUGUUCCAUCUAGGUGAGGACACUGGCAUUAUGUAUGCUGGCAAAUUGGAUGACUGUGACACACUAAAUAGCACGGCAACAUAAUUAAUUUAAUCAAUUAUAGCUGCGUUUACCCUGCUGUGACAAGACAAAAUGGCAGACGUGAUUAAGGAAUAUUAACAUAUAGCACGCAAACACUCUGUACAAGAUACGGAACAUGGUAAACAUUAUACUCCCUAACACGUCAGCUUGUUAACAUAUUCAUUUUGAAGGAUAAUAGUCCUUUAGCUCAAAGCAACUCUCUGCCUCGUGGCUGUCGACUCCACAUGAUUUAUUAUCAGAAAAAUAGCAAAAAAAUAUUCACAUCAGUUCCCCUGUAUAAUUUAAGUAAAAAGCUUUUAUCAAAUUGAAUAAUAUCAUAAUAUCAGGUAAAUUAAUUUAGCUAUAUAAAUGUGAGACUGCAACCGGUUCAACUAAGUCAAACCUAAUGAAUGGACCCGUGAUAAUAAAACAAGGCCCGAAAGUAAUCAACAACCAACAAUGUUGUAAACGUAUUAGAUCAUGUGUACUACAAGGAGCUCUACUGAGUGAUUGCGCCCGUCAAUAGGAAAACAGGGAAAUUAUAGGAAGGUAAAGAAAGAAUAAAUAGAUGUGUUUCCAUUUAAGCAUUUCAAUGUGUUGAAUACAAAUGUCCUAUUAGCCUUUUCUUUUCUUGGUCGCACACAUUCCUAGACUGAAAGUCAUUGUAAAAUCUGUCCUCUGGUCUUUGACUGAGAAACCACACACAAUACUCUGUUUCCCUGGAGUGAAGAUUGAAAAUAUUUACAGAAAAAUAUUCUACUUUCUCGAUUUUUAUGUGUUUUUUAUACAUAUACCGGUUGUGUGAUUAAUCCUUGCAUUUACAACUCGUCAAUGUCUUACAUGUAAGUGGUCCAGCAUCAGCUUCAUUUUCCAAAAUGCCCUAUUUCCUUUAUGUAUGAUGUUGGCCUCAUUUUAAAGUGUAUUCGAGGCCUCCACAUAUUUGCACCACUUACGGUAGAAGGUUGUGUCUAUUUCUGAACAUGCGGCUGUGGAAAAGCUACAAUAUGUUUGCUCUAAUUAAAAGUGCCGCUUUGGCAACACAA